Messenger RNA from Xyrichtys novacula (pearly razorfish), 660 nucleotides. The record is from the annotation of a GenBank genome assembly. Lineage: Eukaryota; Metazoa; Chordata; Actinopteri; Labriformes; Labridae.
AUGGCCCUUCAAAACACCCGCUCCCUCAAUAACAAAGGACACAUCCUAGCUGACUUCAUAACAGACAAUAACCUGGACUUCCUCUAUCUAACCGAAACCUGGCACAACCAUCUCGACCUCUUUCCACUCAACCAAGCCACCCCCCCCCCCCCCGGUUACUCCUACCUACACCAACCCCGCCUCACUGGACGAGGCGGAGGCGUCGCAGUUAUUCACAAACAAACCCUCAAGACCGCCCCCGCCCCCACCCUGUCCGUCCACUCAUUCGAAAAUAUCUCUGUCAAACUCCCCGGCCCCACCCCUCUGGUCAUUGUUACUAUCUACCGCCCCCCAAAGCCCCACCCAUCAUUCCUCUCUGAUUUCUUUGAAUUUGUCACCCACCUAAACACCAUCUCAUCCUCUGUCCUGCUGCUUGGAGACUUCAACUUUCACAUUGACAACCCCACCUGCAAACAAGCAUCUGAUUUCCUGGAUCUGCUCGACACCCUCAAUCUCACCCAGCAUGUGCACUCCCCCACCCACUCCCAUGGCCACACCCUCGACCUCGUCUGCUCCACCGGCAUCUCCAUCCACCAUCUCUCCACCACCAACCUCUAUAUCUCUGAUCACCUGGCUGUCACUUUCAACGUCGACCCCCCCCCCCCCCCCACCUCACAGUGA